Rhipicephalus sanguineus (brown dog tick) is the source of this 2834-nucleotide messenger RNA. RefSeq names its product beta-1,3-galactosyltransferase 6-like. Bases 176 to 1261 code for a protein of 361 amino acids. Gene Ontology annotation, biological process: glycosaminoglycan biosynthetic process. The record is from RefSeq and is a predicted model, not a curated record. Gene Ontology annotation, cellular component: membrane. NCBI's taxonomy places the organism in Eukaryota, Metazoa, Arthropoda, Arachnida, Ixodida, Ixodidae. Gene Ontology annotation, molecular function: UDP-galactosyltransferase activity. The transcript has a single exon.
GAUUUCGAAGUACUGUGGUAAUGUCUGUGGUCACCGACACCUGUACUCGUGUCACUACUGCGUGAAUAAAGUGAUUCUCGUGUAAACAUACGAACACAAGGCGAGACUCAAUUGCAUUCGUAAAAAAAGCAAGUGGAGUCUGUGACCUGCUGAAGAAGUUUCCAGCGCUGCAAUCAUGAGGUAUUUCCGAACGAAAGCCGAUCGCGACCCCACCAAACCACGCGCACACCAGUGCUUCAAUCUGGUUAGACCCUUUUGGUUUCUACUCGGCAUCGCCUGCGGUAUCCUAGCGUGGCGGUACCUCCGCCAGCGCUCGGGCCCGACGGAGAGCUCCGACCCCCACGACAUCGCCGUCUUCAGAGACGACGUUUACGAAGGGGCUUUCCUCUUCGUCGCGGUGCUGUCGUAUCAGCAGAACGAAGCCCUACGCGACGCCGCUCGACGAACGUGGCUGAAGCGAAAGGUCAAGUACGACCGUCAUCGCUUUCCCCUAGUUUACCGCUUCUUCGUCGGCUCUCUCGGCGUCUCGAAAGAGCAACGAAUCGCCCUGGAGCGGGAGGCGCUCGUUCAUCGCGACUUGGUCCUUCUCGAAGGCGUGCCCGAUUCCUUCGACAACCGGACGUUCAAGGUGCUGCAGGCGUUCCUCUGGGUGCACUCGAACUACAAGUGCAAGUUCUUGCUCAAGGUGAACGACAACUCGUUCGCGAUGUUGGACCCAAUCGUCUCGGAGCUGGGUGAAGCGCGGUUUAACCCGCGAAAUAAUUUGCUUCUCUGGGGAUUCUUCGCGGGUUACGCGCCGGUGUCGCGAAGCGGUCCGUGGGCCGAGCCGGUGUGGUUUCUUAGCGACCGCUACCUGCCUUACCCGUGCGGAGGCGGCUACGUUCUCACCUGGAUGGCGCUCGUCUACAUCAGCCACAUCUGGAAGCUCCUGGACCUGUACGCCAACGACGACGUCGCCGUGGGCGUCUGGUUGGCGCCUUUGACGCUAAACAGGAGGCACGACCGUCGCUUCGACACCGAGCGCGAGUCGCGGGGCUGCUUAAAUUCUUACCUGGUGACGCACCAACAGACGGCUGCCAUGAUGGAGGAGAAGUACAAGAACCUGAUGGAACACGGCGUGAUGUGCAGAGAAGAGGUGCAACUCAGGAUGUCAUACGAGUACGACCAGCAUGCUCGACUGUCGCAGUGCUGCGUUCGCAAUGUCAGCGACAUACGAAUGCCGAAAGGGAGAGAGAAGGAAAAGGAACAGCAGGGAGGUUGAGCAGGUUAACUGGUUUGCUCCCCUACACAGAUGUCAAGGCUCAGCACCUGGAGGGAGGUCUUCAGAGAUCGAGCCCUUAUUUGGCAUGCCGCCUUCUUCGACAGGAAGAGGGCACAGCUGAUCAGUUGUCUUUGCCUUAGGACUACAUGGCUCACUCUGAAAAGUUCUACUUUCACAACAGCUUCUGUCGUAUGUGACUGCCUAGGCAACCAGUAGCAGCCAUGCAACUUCAAGAAAAUAGCGACCACUGUAGAGAGAAGGCAAAGCUGACAGUGUCGAGAGUCCAUCCCUACAAUGUUCACUAAGUCUCUCUGCAUCAACAAUACAGCCAACAACUUCAGCCUUUGAAGGACAUUUCUUGCGUCUCAAAAAUGCAGUUACUGAAAGGCUUAGCUGCAUUUAUAACAUCUGUGAUAUGAAGUAUGUUUUGGGUAGCAUUGCGGUGGCAGUCUGUGGCCACCUGCGCAUGUGUAUUCAGAGAUAUAAUUUGCCUUUACAGCAAUACGUGUUCAUAUUGCCAGCAGGACGCUCUAGAGACUGUACAAAGGUGGCAUCGACCGCACGUCACAAGAUGGCAGCUGACUUUUGGGCCCAGUUUGCUAUGGCACAAUUAAUUUGUACUAAUGUUCUUUUAGUCACUUUAGGUGUUUCUUGCUCUAAUGUGUCGGUCGUAGUCUUGCACAUGAGUGAGUGACCAGAUUUCUACAUAGUUGCUGUACAUUUUCACACAACAGUUAGGUCAGUAGAGCCGGUGAAGUUCUGUGUAGGAACGUUUCUCUUUCCCAAUGAAUUUUUGAGCAAACGUCUGCUGGAAACACAGUGCAAAUGGUCAAUGAUGACUUAGAGCAUUGAACAAGUGCAGGCUGAGCGUUUGUUCAGGAAAAAAUGCUAAUGUGCAAAACAAAGGAACUAUGAACAAAGGAAAAAAGCCCAAUGUGUGAUGAACAAAGAGCACCAAGAACUGUCAAUGGAAGUCUAAAUUUCUGCAAAAGAUAUAAGUUGAAAUGGAAUUUUCCCAGAAUUACAGGGAGGGGUUAAAUGUUGAAUCCCCCCCCGCUUUUUUUUCUGAAAGGAAGAAAAAAUAUUGAAUAUAUUAUCCCACUCAUGCGUGUCAGUGUGUUCAAAUAUUAGGUGUUUGCUGUAUGUAUCUUAUUUACCCAUAGUAACACUUAAUCAUAGUAACUGUUUAGAAUGUUCGCAGAGUUGUCUACUACAUGUCAAGGCAAUCUACUUAAAUGUGCAAUAGUGGUGGUGUGCAAAACCUUGCUUUUGGUGUCAGAAGCUAUAUCGUAUAUAGUACAGAACAAUCAAGUGAACAAAUAUUGAUGUGCCCGCUGUGUUCAAAAGUGUACUGUAUCGUUCAUAUAUUUGUGUUGUAUUAUACGCAAUGGGGUUAUUAGAAAUUGACGUACAAGAAAAAAUGACGCUAAACUGUGUGAAGAAGAGUUUGAGUACUUGAUGUAUAUUUAUCUAUCGUGAUAAAAGAUUUUCUGGACUUGCAUUGUAGGAAAAGAUAGUGCCGGUUUAUUCUAUAUGUGAAAGUAAACGUAACCAUUAAAAUGCUUUUUGAGAA